CGAACAGCUGAUGGCGGCGGCGGCGGCGGCGGCAGGAAGAAGGUGUGUUUUAUACGUGACUCCCACCACCACCGAGGGCGAUGUGGACCGCAUGGCGCAUGCCGCUGGAGAAGGCCCCCUGCGAUGUGGGCUUCACGGAAGCCAUCAACAAGAGUAUGCAAGUUCCCAGCCGGCUCAGGGUAGCAGAUGACUCCAGCGCAGGAGACCCCAAGGAGAGGCUGCUGCUAGAGGGCUUCUCUCCAUCUUUUCAGAUGCAUGUCCCUGACAGGCUCUUGCUGGCAGAAAUGACGGACGCAGCUUUCAGUCCUCUCUUGGGGAGCCAGCUCCGGCAGCAUUUCCCGGUUGUCGACGAUCCUCUUCUAGAACCGGCUGUCCAGACGAUGAUGUAUGGGGAGCAUCCGUUUCUGAGCUUUGCCUCCCACGCUGGAUCUCAGAAACGCAAACGACUGGCACAUCAAGGCAGAGCCCGGAAGGAGAGAGUGCUGGUGGAGAGCCCCCAGCUGGCCCCAGGGGAUGUCAGGCAGAGGCAGGAAUGGCUGGAGACCAGCGUGCCCCCAGCCAGCUGGAGCCAAGCGCGCCCCCUGCCUCCACCCCCUCAGUGUCCUCCAUUCCCUUUGGAGGGCAGGAUCUACUCCCUGCAGAAUGUCCUUCAGGCGCUGCACUUCCUGGGGCACCAGCUGUUCCAGCUGUUUCGGAAGCCCUGCCAAGCCCCACUCAGUUCCCGGGAGGUGAACCUGGUCUUGGAAACGUCCUUAGAUGAGUUUGGCACCACAGACAUCCUGGCCAUGAGGAGGCAGCUGAUCAGGAUCUCUGGGAGGCUCCGGGCGCUGGAAGAGCAGUGCGUGGGCUGGCGCCAGAAGGAGUUGCUGCUCUACUCUGUGCUGGUCUCGACUUGUCUCCUCAAUGCGUGGCUUUGGCUACGGAGAUGAAA
Elgaria multicarinata webbii is the source of this 931-nucleotide messenger RNA. RefSeq names its product fetal and adult testis-expressed transcript protein homolog. The transcript has 7 exons. Gene Ontology annotation, biological process: positive regulation of mitochondrial fission. The record is from RefSeq and is a predicted model, not a curated record. Gene Ontology annotation, cellular component: peroxisome; mitochondrial outer membrane. Lineage: Eukaryota; Metazoa; Chordata; Lepidosauria; Squamata; Anguidae. The coding region runs from base 81 to 929 and encodes 282 amino acids.